GGAAAGACGGUGCUAGAUUUCCUUCUGGCGGAGAAAUCUGAUGUGUAGGUAACAUGAAUCGGGCAAUCGCGGGGCACAGAUUAAAUUUAGCACGUUAACAGAAUUCUUUCGUACUGAUUAUCUUCACUGAAUAGAUAAACGGAUACAAAUUAAACAGCGCUUUUUCUCCCGUGCUCCAGGGAGAAGUGUUUUUGGUCAGACUUGCCAAAAUCACUACUUUGUUUCUCUUAUGGACUGUAUGUGUUACCAAGAAGUAGUCGCGCUUUAGCAGAGUUACGCAUCCCUACGUUAGGUGAAGUUUGGAGAAGCGAGGCCCGAUCUCUUGACCCGUGGAGUACUCUCGAGUCCCUCUGGAUGGAUGGAUGGGUAUGGGGAGAGCAGGACCUUACUACCCCGGGGCUGAGCGCCUCAUCUCCCCGGUCCUACAUCUACUAGUGCAGCUGUGCACCCUCUCCUCUCUCACUCACAUAGGUGAGAGCCAGGUCCAGACUCCACAGUGCCGUAUCCAGAAGUGCACCACUGACUUCGUCUCUCUCACUUCCCAUCUUAACCCUUCACUAGAUGGCUUUGAUACUGAGUUCUGCAAGGCGCUGCGAGCCUAUUCCGCCUGCACCCAGCGCACGUCCAAGAGCUGCAGGGGAAACCUGGUCUUCCACUCUGCCAUGCUGGGCAUCAGUGAUCUCAUGAGCCAGAGGAACUGCUCCAAGGACGGGCCCACAUCCUCUACUCAUCCCGUUAUCCCCAUUGAGCCAUGCAACUAUCACAGCCGCCAUCACCAAGCAAUUCGGCCUGGGACUGGGGCUCCAGAGCACACACGACCAACCUACCUGUUCUGUGGCCUGUUUGGAGACCCUCAUCUUAGGACUUUCAAAGACCAUUUUCAGACCUGUAAGGUUGAAGGUGCAUGGCCUCUCAUUGAUAACAAUUACCUGUCAGUGCAGGUCACAAAUGUUCCAGUGGUAUAUGGAUCCAGUGCCACAGCAACGAACAAGAUCACAAUAAUCUUCAAACCAUACCAAGAAUGCACGGACCAGAAGGUCUACCAGGCCAUAACAGAUGACCUUCCAGCUGCUUUUGUGGACGGCACCAUAAGCGGAGGCGAUAUCGAGACCCGCAGCAUCUGGAUCCUGGAGAAGUCGCCGGGUCGGCACAUAGAGAUCCACGCCGCGUACAUCGGUGUCACAAUAAUCAUACGCCAGCAGGGCCGUUACCUGACGCUAGCCGUGCGCAUGCCAGAAGAGUUUGCCAUGGCCUUCGACGAAACACAAGACCUGCAGCUUUGCAUGAACGGUUGUCCCACAUCAGAACGCAUCGACCAAGAGGGACAUCUUCAGCUGCCCAUGCUGGGCCUCCAGCAGGCCAGCUUUCAGCAGCAGGCAAGGGUCGGAGCCCAGAGAGGGGUGUUCACCCUCGAAAGCGCCUCCAGGAAGUGCAGAGAGCAACUGGAGGUUAAGGACAUCUAUUUCCACUCCUGCGUGUUUGACCUGCUCACCACUGGAGAUGCGAACUUCACCACUGCCGCCUACAAUGCCCUCAAGGACAUGGAGACUCUGCACCCCAAGAGGGAGCACUGGCAUAUUUUUCCUAACUCGGCCCCAGGGCUAAGGCCGUUUUCAAUGCCCCUCAAUGCAAUGCUAACCGGCUUCCUCGUCACUGUGCUUUUAUAAGGUGUACAGUGUUUUGAUAACUGUUUCGAAGAAGAAAAAAGACAGAAAAUGAGACUGUAAAAAGUCAGUACUCUGGGUAAAGAGUACUCUGUAUAUACUCUCUGUGCGGAGAAUGAAUGUUAGAAUACGAACCUUCAUUAGACUGUACAUUUUGUGUAAAUCAUGUUUUCAAGAGAGCUGAACAUUGUAGGUUUUUGUGAGUGAACUUUUUGAGAUUUCAUGUUUUUGUCCUCAGGAGAGGAAAUCUUAAUGGAAGCACUUUAUUUUUAUUAGAUUUUUUUGUUUGUUUUGUUUUGUUUUUGCAACUAGAAAACUUUUCCAUGGAACCAGUGCUCAAUAAUCUUACACUUGGCACAUUUUCUUUGAUACAUUUCUGUAGGACUCACCAUUACCUCACCAUUUUUUUCUUGUAGAAUCAUUUUCACAAUGUGGCUGGUGUAGUGAUUGUGUGAUAGCGGUUUAACGAAGGAUCAUGUUGACUAGAC
Molecule: messenger RNA, 2152 nt
Organism: Carassius carassius (crucian carp)
Lineage: Eukaryota; Metazoa; Chordata; Actinopteri; Cypriniformes; Cyprinidae
Product: repulsive guidance molecule B-like
Exons: 3
Coding region: 363-1667 (434 amino acids)
Biological process (GO): BMP signaling pathway
Cellular component (GO): plasma membrane
Molecular function (GO): coreceptor activity
Source: RefSeq, a predicted model, not a curated record